AUGGCAGCUACAAUUAUACCUACACCUACAGCCGUGGAUCCUACAUGCCUGUUCCUGGGAGACCUUCUACGCGCCUACGAUCGUCUUGAUCGCCCACAUUGCUCGUUCACGGCGCAAUAUCCACGUCUCUCCGAGACAACAGAUUCCCCAUCUCUCUCUGUUAAAAAGAGUCGAGAAGCUCUCCGAGCAGCUAGCUACCAAGGAGAUUUCGAAGACUCCAGGCUGAGAGAAGAGACGUGGCUGGCUACCUCUCCCAAAGACGUCUCCACAAAUUUCGAAGCACGUGUCGCAGACGACAAGGAGGAUUGGGAAUGGAGACUUGCGCACGCCGAUCGUAAGACCGCUACGGCCAAGCGGGCGGAAUCCGCAAAGGAUAACGCGGAAGGCUCGACGCGUUCGCGAGCUCGAGUCGGAGAUUUGGACGCCAGGAAAUAUUUUAGGGCGUAUACCGAGGAUGGCAUCCCGAGAUGGUACCUACUUGCCCCGUCACCAGGAGGAGCUGCUUAG
This is a messenger RNA of Drepanopeziza brunnea f. sp. 'multigermtubi' MB_m1, 507 nucleotides long. The record is from RefSeq and is a predicted model, not a curated record. Lineage: Eukaryota; Fungi; Ascomycota; Leotiomycetes; Helotiales; Drepanopezizaceae.